CACAAGCACCUGUCAGUGUCUCAGUGGAGCUCGGUGGACUGCGGAUACUCACUGUACAUCAUCCCUCAGCCGGAUAUAACAAGUGUGUGACACUCCUGAGAAUGGCUUUCUCACUGCGGCAUGCUGUCUUUAUCACUGUUACACUGUGUGUGCUGCAGCAAGGGUUUGGAUAUCCACUGUCCGAACAGUCUGAAGCAUCUAACAAACGGGUCCGCACCAAACGCUGCUCCUGUAGCAGCUGGUUGGACAACGAGUGCAUCUAUUUCUGCCAUCUGGACAUCAUCUGGGUCAACACACCAAAUAAGAUCACACCUUUCGGUCUGGGAAGCCCUCUGUCCCGUCGCCGGCGCUCCACGGGCCGCUGUGAAUGCGCCAACCCCUCCGACCGGACCUGCUCCAGCUUCUGUCACAGCAGUUUGGAAAAUCCAGGUAUGGAGAUUGUGACCCGAUUUGAUGACCAGCCAUAUCACAUGGAGAAAACUGGUGACUAUCUACUGUCAUCUCUCAGGAAGGUGGUUGUAGACAACCUCAUGACAGCCUCACGAUCGGCUUCAACCAAGAAGAAAUCCAGACUCAGGAAUCUCUUGAUCAGUUAAAGAGAGAGAGAAAGAGAGAGAUGAGGUGAUGGAGCGCUGGAACAAAACCAGUCCUGGGUGAAGAGGAUCUGCCUCGUGAGACAGUCAGGACUGCUUCAAGACAGAGCUGAAGCGCUGAAGAACACAGCCUCAGUUACUUCAGAAACCUCUGUCCUCCAGAGUAAAGGAUGAUUUAGGAGGUGAAAAGAAGAACAGAUCACCUUCUGCACCACUGAAAUGGUGACAUUUCCAAAAACAGUUGAAUUAGUGCAAACAUAGUUUAAUAUGUUCAUCUGAGAAGAUACUCAGGUUAGGGUGGAAAAGAUGAGAGAAAAUAAAAACACACCCCCUUUACCCUCUGCCUGAAAGACUUUAGAUGCCGUAUAGUCUCUAUACUUGACACUGAAUAUUUUAUUAAUAUUUUAUUCAUUUUUAUUAUCCUUUAUUUAUUACGUUUUCUCUGUAUCAGAGCUUAAUUUCAUUAUUUAUUUAUUUAUUUAUUUAUUUAUUUUACUUUUAUUUAGAAAUGAAUGUGUCUGAUGCUUUCUAUGAUCAGCUGCUCAAGUAAUUGUCUAAAUGUUUAAAAAACUGAAAAGGAAAAAAGUUCCAGUCAUGAGGAAUGUUUAUCUCUUCUUUUCUUUUUGUCUUUUCUUUUUUUGACUCUUCCUUCCCUUCAUUUUCCCUCCAGUGAAGGCGGAAGUAUUUGUUGCAUUCUUCCAGUAGAGUGUUUUUAUUGUUCGGACACCAGCAGGUUUCAGUAGCUCAAAGCUUGCCAGAAAAUGCUGUUAUUGUAUUCCUAAAGUACAAACCGGCUGCUACUGUCUGCCAGCUCCGUUAUAGAAACACUGUAGAACUGUGUAGAGUUCCCAUUACUGCCUCAGUUAAAUGCAAUCUGUUCAUGACUACCUGUGAAAGAAUCAUUAUAUGUUUUGACUGUUGUCAUACAUGCAUUUAAUUAUGCUGUACCUGUUCUUGUUUUCUUCCUGUUUAGAGAAGGACUGUUAGUUACUCACAGAUGCUUGAAUGUUUAAUCUUGAAUUGCUAAUGUCCAGCAGUCAGUUUGUUCAUUUAAUUUAUUUGAUGAAAACUAUUUUUGUAUUAUUGCAUCUAUUAAUAAACAAGUAAUAUAUUA
Carassius gibelio (silver crucian carp) is the source of this 1707-nucleotide messenger RNA. Its product is annotated as endothelin-2-like. The record is from RefSeq and is a predicted model, not a curated record. Gene Ontology annotation, molecular function: endothelin B receptor binding; hormone activity. Gene Ontology annotation, biological process: intracellular calcium ion homeostasis; vein smooth muscle contraction; regulation of vasoconstriction. NCBI's taxonomy places the organism in Eukaryota, Metazoa, Chordata, Actinopteri, Cypriniformes, Cyprinidae. The transcript has 5 exons. Gene Ontology annotation, cellular component: extracellular region. Bases 102 to 596 code for a protein of 164 amino acids.